ACAUAUGUGUCUAAAUCUGUGUCCGAUAUUUGUCUAGAAAACUAUUUCCCUGGGGUGCCUAUAAAUAAGGCAAAGGACAGCGUGGCUGGGACAUAGCAGCAAAAGUGGCCGCACACUCAAAAAAAUCCAUGAAGGGCCAUGAGCCCACACGUUCAACCUCCUCCUGCGCCGCCUGCAAAUUCCUCAAGCGGCGGUGCAGCCCCACCUGCCUCUUCGCCCCCUACUUCCGCUCCGACGAGCCCGAAAAAUUCGCCAAGGUCCACAAAGUCUUCGGCGCCAGCAACGUCGCCAAGAUCCUCGUCGACGUGCCGGAGAACCAGCGCGACGACGCCGUCAACUCCCUCGUUUACGAGGCCGAGGCGCGGCUGAGGGACCCCGUCUACGGCUGCAUCGGCGCCAUUGCUCUCUUGCAGCGGAAGGCGGUCGAGCUGCAGCAGGACCUCGCCGUCGCUCGGACUCGGCUCGCUCGUUGCGCCGCCGUGGCAGGCGGCGGCAUGACUUCUUCUCUCUCUACGUCUUCUCUCUCUGUUCUCAGCGACGAGGAUCGGUUUUUGAUGAAUUCUCUGUCUGAGAUUUUGAUGAACCCGGGUUGGGAUGGGUGGGGUGGGGAGGGUUUGGACCGGAAUUCUGUGGAACUGGACCGGAGUGGAUGCAUGGAUGAAUUAAGCCAGCUCCCCUUUCCAAGAGGGUAAAAAAUUUGUUGGAUUGUCAUAAAUUGGUCCUUAAGCUUUUGGAUUUUUAUCAAUUUGGUCGUUAAAACUACUGGAUUUUAGUCAAAUUGAUGGUGUCGUUCAAAUUUGAAAAUUGAUUUCGGCACUGCUGUUGUAGCCAUAGGCACUCCACUUUGUAUCUUGAUCAUGUGAGAUUACAAAACAAAAUGUAAAGUGCCAAUGGCUAAAACUGAAGUGCUAAAA
Molecule: messenger RNA, 914 nt
Organism: Rhododendron vialii
Lineage: Eukaryota; Viridiplantae; Streptophyta; Magnoliopsida; Ericales; Ericaceae
Product: LOB domain-containing protein 21-like
Exons: 1
Coding region: 129-692 (187 amino acids)
Source: RefSeq, a predicted model, not a curated record